Messenger RNA from Uranotaenia lowii, 1226 nucleotides. Its product is annotated as syntaxin-8. The coding region runs from base 128 to 835 and encodes 235 amino acids. Gene Ontology annotation, biological process: intracellular protein transport; vesicle fusion. Gene Ontology annotation, cellular component: endomembrane system; SNARE complex. The record is from RefSeq and is a predicted model, not a curated record. The transcript is spliced from 4 exons. Gene Ontology annotation, molecular function: SNARE binding; SNAP receptor activity. Lineage: Eukaryota; Metazoa; Arthropoda; Insecta; Diptera; Culicidae.
AAAAAGAUGUCAUUACACGCAAAUAAAGAACGGUUAUAAAAAAAAUAGUACAUUACACACCCGUAUCUUAGCAGUUACGUCGUAAUUAGUGUGGUGCUGCAUUUUCGGAGCCCCUCGAUUCGUGACCAUGGCCCUGAUCAACAUCGAUGGUGACCCCUGGCUCAGCGAUUUGGAUGCCUGUGAGCGUUUGAGCAAUGAAAUCCAGUCGCAGCUGGUGGCCCGCAAUCGAGAGGCGCACCUGUCCCGUGAGUACUCAUCCAUUUCCGGUCAGGCUCGGGUUCGGCUGAAGCAGUUUUCCUCGGAGCUGGAACAGCUGAACAAAAAACUGUCCUACAUAUCGGGGUCACUGACUGCAGCAGAGGCGGAACGUCGACAGCGCCAAGUGGAGGCACUUCAAUCGAAACUGGUUCAACUGCAGCGACAGUUUAGCGCCGUAGAAGCCUCCGCAGAUCGGGCUAGUUUGUUUGGCGGAGCCAAUCAACGUCUGUUCGAUGAUGACGAUGACGAUCCGGCACUUAUUCGGCCAGAGUCCAGCUACACCGUACAGGAUUUACGAUCCCAGCAAACGCGCAUCUUGGAGGACCAAAACCAAGGGCUGGAAGCGCUCUCGAAGGUCAUUUCCCGGCAGAAAGUUCUCGCUUCUCAGAUUGGCGAGGAGGUUGAUAGACAUAAUGAAAUUCUCGACGAUCUGGCCGACACGAUGGAAACGACCGAUGCGCGGUUGAAUCGGGAAACGCGCCAAAUCGGAGUGGUGACGGUGCAGGACUCGACCUGGGGCUACUGGACCAUCAUUGGAGCCCUGGCCGUGGCAAUAAUCGUGGUGGCCAUCCUCUAGCUAACGGUGCUGGGAUUCCUGAUCCAAAGUUCGUAUCGGACAGGGCCCGGUCGGUUGAUGUGAGGGGAAGGGGGAGUGGCUGCGCUCGCUCAUCUAUCUGGCUUUUAUUUCUGUUUACUAAUGAACUUUCUAUUGUAUAUCUACUUUAAAGAAUAUGGCAAAAAGAAUAACUAGAACGAUAAUGGAUAUACUACUUUUAAAAAAGAUAAUGUUAAACAAUAUAAAACUAAGAGUAGACUAAAUGCAAACAUAUUUGCUCUAAAAUAAUCAAAUAAUUAUCCAUACUAUUGUAUCGUUGUAAUGUACGUUCUUUUCUUUGUAUUUCUUACAGUAAAGAGCGAUAAAAUUUAUAUAUCAGCUUAUGUUAAAUACAUACAUAUUAUUAUACUAA